This is a messenger RNA of Adineta ricciae, 477 nucleotides long. NCBI's taxonomy places the organism in Eukaryota, Metazoa, Rotifera, Eurotatoria, Adinetida, Adinetidae. The record is from the annotation of a GenBank genome assembly.
AUGACAAAUUCAAGUUCACCACCAAUUACUCCAUCAACAAACCAUACUUCACCGGCAACGACAUUUUCCAACUAUUACGAUUCAACAAAUGCUGCUGCUGCUGCUGUCGCUGCUGCUGCCUACUAUACUCCGUCAACAAAUCGUUUGAUUCAUCCAACAUCCGCGACAGCACCGUCCUACAAUGUUCACCAGACGAACCCAUAUUCCGGUUAUUCUGACGCUGCUGCAUAUCAUCUACUCUCCCGUCCAUCGGCAGCGGCUUAUUCCUAUGCGAUGUCAACGGUUAAUUCGAAGGAAAAAGCGAAACCGGCGAUGAGUUACAUAGCGUUGAUCACCUCGGCUAUUCAAAAUAGUCCCGAUCAGAAAUGUACUUUAAACGGAAUCUAUCGAUACAUUAUGGAUCAUUAUCCAGUAAGUUUAAACUGCAUGANAGGAAGCUACGAGUUCUAUCAACCACAUAAUCCGAAAUACUGUUAA